GUCCUUCCACUCCUCUUUCUUGCAUGCACUCUCAUUAAUCUUGAGCCUCAAGAUUUUCAGGGGGGACUUGUGAAAAAUCAAUCACCAGAGAUGGCGGAGGUAACAAAUGUCACCGAGUAUCAGGCUAUUGCCAAGGAAAAAUUGCCGAAAAUGGUCUACGACUACUAUGCAUCAGGUGCAGAGGAUCAGUGGACUCUGGCUGAGAACAGAAAUGCAUUCUCCAGGAUUCUGUUUAGGCCCCGUAUUCUUAUUGAUGUGAGCAAGAUUGACAUGACUACCACUGUCUUAGGCUUCAAGAUCUCGAUGCCUAUCAUGAUUGCACCAUCUGCUAUGCAGAAAAUGGCUCACCCUGAGGGAGAAUAUGCAACAGCUAGAGCCGCAUCAGCAGCUGGAACAAUCAUGACACUGUCUUCAUGGGCCACUUCCAGUGUUGAAGAAGUUGCUUCAACGGGACCUGGAAUUCGAUUCUUCCAGCUUUACGUCUACAAGGACAGGAACGUUGUGGCUCAGCUUGUGAGGAGGGCUGAAAAGGCAGGUUUCAAGGCCAUUGCACUUACUGUGGAUACCCCAAGAUUGGGACGCAGAGAGGCUGAUAUCAAGAACAGAUUUGUUUUGCCACCAUAUUUGACAUUGAAGAACUUUGAGGGCUUGGACCUUGGGAAGAUGGAUGAAGCUCAAGACUCUGGAUUAGCUUCAUAUGUUGCGGGCCAAAUUGAUCGUACUUUGAGCUGGAAGGAUGUUGAGUGGCUCCAGACAAUUACCUCACUGCCAAUCCUGGUGAAGGGUGUAAUGACCGCUGAAGACACAAGGCUCGCCCUUCAGCAUGGAGCUGCUGGUAUUAUUGUAUCCAAUCAUGGUGCUCGCCAGCUUGAUUACGUCUCUUCCACUAUCAUGGUUCUGGAAGAGGUCGUGAAAGCUGCACAAGGCCAAGUGCCGGUGUUCUUGGAUGGAGGGGUUCGCCGUGGAACAGACGUCUUCAAGGCACUGGCACUAGGAGCUGCUGGCAUCUUUAUUGGGCGACCGGUGGUUUUCUCGCUGGCUGCUGAAGGAGAAGCCGGCGUUAGAAAAGUACUCCAGAUGUUGCGCGACGAGUUUGAGCUCACUAUGGCAUUGAACGGCUGUUGUUCACUCCGUCAGAUCACCCGUAAUCACAUCAUGACCGAGUGGGAAGCUACUCGGACUUUUGCAGCUAACAGCAGGUUAUAGAGCUGUGCAAUCAGACAUGGACGAGCGCUGCUGCAAGCUACGGCAGAUAAUGUCGAAAGCAUCAGAUGCUAUGUUUCUCAAGAGCCCAUCUCUGUCUAUUUACUCAUUUUUACAUAUGUUGUGAAAACGAUAAACUUUUGAAUGAUGAUGGACCUAUAUAUAUUUUUCAUAAAUGGCCAUGCUUUGGCUUCUGUGUAUA
Molecule: messenger RNA, 1405 nt
Organism: Sesamum indicum (sesame)
Lineage: Eukaryota; Viridiplantae; Streptophyta; Magnoliopsida; Lamiales; Pedaliaceae
Source: RefSeq, a predicted model, not a curated record